Pomacea canaliculata is the source of this 3379-nucleotide messenger RNA. Its product is annotated as caspase-3-like. The coding region runs from base 139 to 1542 and encodes 467 amino acids. The record is from RefSeq and is a predicted model, not a curated record. NCBI's taxonomy places the organism in Eukaryota, Metazoa, Mollusca, Gastropoda, Architaenioglossa, Ampullariidae. The transcript is spliced from 9 exons. Gene Ontology annotation, cellular component: cytoplasm. Gene Ontology annotation, biological process: proteolysis; regulation of apoptotic process; apoptotic process.
CUGAUAGACAGACAGCUGUUUAUAUCUCCUGAGAGAAGCGAAAGUAGGAAACGUGUGAGGGAUUUCCAGAGGAAGAUAAGUGCAUGUAGGCUUCUCGAUCAUGUUUUCAGUCUUGGUGUCAAAAUUUCGACACAAACUAUGAUGGAGAAGGAACAUAAAGAUCGUCUCCAGAGAGCAUGGUUACCUCUUCUGAACACUGUGGGAGAUGUGAUAAGAGUUAUCGAUGGCCUGUUUACCAAAAAUAUAAUCACUCGACUCAUGAAAGAAAGAAUUGUGCAGGGCAAUGCAGUGCAUUCAGACAAACUACGUGCCUUGAUGGAUUUGUUGCCCAGGCGUGGGCCUGAGGCUUUUGAUGCAUUCUAUGAUGUUCUAAUAGAACAAGAAGAGUUUGAUGCAGCAGAUUAUCUCAAACCAGAACUAAAGGGACAGCACAAGACCAGAAAUGAUGACUUACCUAAAAAGUGGCCAGAUCGAGAUGUUCAUGAUCCUGAUCACAUAAAAGUAUCUCUUGUUGCUGACAAAGAAAUGAUUCAAAAUUUUGAGAAUGCAUAUUCUGAUGAGGUAUCUAUAUACCCUAUGUGCCGGGCAAAACGUGGGAUCUUUCUGCUGAUUGACAACCAGAACUUUUAUGCUGCACGUGCAGCUGGCAUUAAACUGGCGGACAGAGAUGGAACAGAAUUUGAUCAAACUGCACUUCAUUCUCUGUUUGAGGCGUUGGAUUUUAAAGUAGAGAUAAAGGACAAUUGUAGCGCCAAGCAAAUUGCAGAUGCAUUGCAAGAAGUGGCAAGGAAAAGUCAUCGUGAUUUUGACUGUUUCGCAUGUGCCAUUCUGAGUCAUGGAGAGCAAGGUGUUGUCUUCGGGGUAGACGGCGACAAAAUAUUAAUUAAGGACAUAAUUGGAGCCAUGGAUGGAGUCAGGUGUCCCACACUUAUUGGCAAACCUAAACUAUUUUUUGUCCAAGCUUGUCAAGGAAAUAAGUACGACAAAGGAGUAAGUGUGGUGAAACUGGGAGAUGCAGCAGGAGACAUGCCCACAGGUGACAGUGUCAGUACAGGUGAUGGUGUCAGCACAGGUGCUGAUGUCAGUACUGUUGCAGAUCACAUGAAGAAUAUGACCAUGCAGGAUGCUGUGCAACACAAGGAAGAACUAGAUGUUAUGGAUCUUUACAAUCUCGUAGAUAAUGUGCUGAAUAAGCAAUGCGAUAAUGUGUCUAAUGGAAAGACUGGAACCAAAUGUGACAUUUUUCUAGCCAUGGCAACUUCACCAGAUUAUGUGUCCAUACGCAAUACUAAAUUUGGGUCAUGGUUCAUCCAAGCUGUUGCUUAUGUCUUCUCCAAGUUUGCUCAUAAAAAUGAGUUGUUACAUCUUAUGAUUAAAGUGAAUCGUUUGGUCAGCAGAGCAGAGACCAGGGAGGGAGGAUAUAAGCAGGUGUCUGGAUUUAAUUCGAAACUCACCAAAGAACUCUACUUCUUUCCUGGCUUGAAGAAGCAAGUCCCCUCUCCUCGCCCCGAGACGAGCAUUGAACCACAAGCACAGAACUGAGCGGUGAACAGACAGCCAACCACAUGGGUAGAGCGCAGACUGUCUGAACCACAAUACAGCGCUGCUCUCUCUCUCUCACUCACAAACAAACAAACAAUUGCAAACAAACAAACACAGGUGCCUUGCAACUAAGUAUUCCGAGAAGUAAAUUUAAAGUAUUUGUAAAAUGCACUAACCUGCCGUACUGUAUGCAGCCUUCCACGAAUAGUGGCUUUGUCAGAUGAAACAAAGCAUCACAUCUGCUUAGGGCGUGGUCUAGGCGCCUUGUCCACUGGCAUUGUUAGUACACAAAGGUACACAAAGGUACACAAAGGUACACAACAACUUCAACCGCAAGAACUUUUUAUUUCAUGUGAGUGAUUGAAGGUUUUCGAUUCCUCAUCUUCCAAGGUGGCGCCGGAAGCUGUUUGAACCCGACUGUAGCAGACGACCAAGCUGCUCCUCCAUGUAUAAACCGCCGGAGACAAAUAAAAAUUACUUGCACGAGGAGAGAAGAUUUUGUUUGUGUCGUUGGCCAGUACAUCAUAGUCCAUCAUGAUGAUGUGUUUCAGUGUGUACAUAUUUUUGAAUUGAUUCUUUGUAUAGUAACUUUUUUAAAAUAAAAACUCGCCCUCAACAAGUAUUGGCUGUACUCCAAUAGGACUACACUGAUAGAUGUUUAAGAAUAUUAUUCCUUCUUGUUUACAAUAUUAUGUAUUGGAAUUAUUUGUUAACUAGUAGACCCAGUGCGUUAUUAGCAAUUUCAGUAUGAGCUCUGUCUGCCUUACUAUGUGAGUAAAACUACAUUUUAAAUAGGAAUUGGAUGCAAACACUGUCUUUAAUUAUUAUUUUCAUAACAUACUCGGUACUUACAACACAUUUAGCGCGUGUGUAAAAGAGAGAGAGAUAGCUGAAGAGAAAAUCAUUCACACAUCAUACUGGCUGUGUAUAUACAUAGGCAACAAAUACCAGUAAUAAUAAAGAAAAUAAUAGUAAAGAAUUUUUUUUAAUUGUGAAGGAAGACUUUUUUUUAAAAAUCACAUGGUAACGGUUGGUGUUUAAAAUAGUGAAUGUAAAAGAGUAUUAUGGUUAAUACACUUAUUUAAAGCGAAAAUGUAUAUUGUCAAACAGGCCUCACAAAACAAUGCAUCUGCUGAAAAUAAUUGUUUCAUUUCUCGAACAUUGCAAUUAUAACUUCUCAGGACAAAUUCCAGCGUACAGAGGUAUAUGGAACCAGAUGUUCACUGGAACAUUGGAACUGUCUUCCUUUGCAUAUCCUCCAUCUACCCGCCACCCUGUAAACGUUCACUAAACAUACAUGGUCCAUCAACACUACUUCUUACACCAAUCAACAUAGUUGUGAUUAUGGUCAGUCGACUGCUCCAUCCUUACUGUUUGUUCCAAGAUUCCUGUUAUAUUUGUCUUUUAUUACUUGUCUGCACAGUUGUUUCUCCUUCCGUCCUCCCUAUUCUGUCCAUGUCUCCUACUUGUCUGAAGCAAUGAGAACACGUUUAUUAUUUUAUUAGACCUCCCCAAACUUUCAUGCAGUCGCUGUAUAUCAGGAGAAUAAUUUCAAACACGGGUUAAUAAAUAAUUUAAAGAUUGUAAAAAAAGUUCUAAUUUAUAUUGUCUGGUAAUACUUUCCAUGUCUCAUCACUGAGGUGUUACAUUUCAUUCGUUUUGAAGUGAGAUGCAUGCAAUUUUGUAAACUUGACUUUUGAUGGUCGCAACAUGAACAUGGGGCUUCAUAUAUUGUCACAAGGGUGACAUAACGAUGUGAUAAUGCGUGGAUUCUACUUGUACUGAUGAUUUAAAUAAUAGUUAAAUCUUGUAUAAAACUUGACCUCCUGUCACACAU